UCGGAGUUCUGUUCAUGCGCGAGUUAAUAAACGGCAAGUGAAAUAUUCUCUUAACGAGCUCAGCGUUCCGUUUCUGAAGGCUGUAUUUCGAACGAUACACGGAUCAACUCAUGGGCGCUGAUGGCUUGUCGCGUCAACAUUACCGCUAUCGCCCACGACGCUCACCAAAGUGGCAUGGAAACGCGACCACGAGCUGCGUGGGUCAUCUCUGGGCGUCGUGAUUGUUCCAGUGUAUGUGUGACCUGCUUUGGCAUGCAACUUGUUUAAGGGCCUUUCUUUUUUCUGUGUAUUCUUCAGGCAUAAGUGGCUCGGUGCAAUGUCCCCACUGCGACUUCCGAUGCUGGGGAAAGCAACGUCUGGACGGACACGUGAAGACAAGUCACGGUCACAUCGACAGGAGCGGCAGCUUCAAGUGCGAGUGGUAUCAAUACUCGACCGACAAGCCCACAAACAUGAAACGUUGCCGAAGGACUCACACUGGGGAUAGGUCGCAAUGCUGCUCCAUCUGCACGGUGCGGUUCGCUAACCGGUCACACCUUAACGAACACAUGCAGACCCACACUGGAGAGCGGCCGCACGGCUGCUCCAUCUGCCAUGCACGGUUCACUCGACGGUCACACCUCACCAGACACCUGCGAACCCACACUGAGGAUCGGUCGUACAGUUGCUCCAUCUGCUCUGUACGAUUUCCUGACCGGUCACACCUCACCAGACACAUGCAGACCCACACUGGGGAGAGGCCGCACGGCUGCUCCAUCUGCAAGGCACGGUUCACUGUUCGAUCAAGCCUAAAAAAUCACAUGCGGAUCCACACUGGGGAGCAGCCAUACGGCUGCUCUAUCUGCUCGGCCCGGUUCACUGAACGGUCCACCUUCACCAAGCACGUGCGAACCCACACUGGGGAGAGGCCGCACGGCUGCUCUAUAUGCACUGCACGGUUCGCUCAACGGUCACACCUCAUCACGCACAUGCGCAUCCACACGGGGGAGCGGCCGUACUGCUGCUCCAUCUGCAUGGCACGGUUCGCUCGACGAGGGAAUCUCAUCAAACACAUGAGGACCCACACGGGGGAGCGGCCGUACGGCUGCUCACACUGCCAGGCCCGGUUCGCUAACCGGUCUCACCUCACUACACACAUGCGGACCCACACUGGGGAGAGGCCGUACGGCUGCUCUAUAUGCACUGCACGGUUCAUUGAUCGAUCACACCUCACCAGACACAUGAUGACUCACACUGGGGAGCGACCGUUCGGCUGCUCCAUCUGCACGGUACGGUUCGCUGAACGGGGACACCUCAAGGCACACAUGCGGACACACACUGGGGAGCGGCCGUACGGCUGCUCUAUCUGCAAGGCACGGUUCACUCAAGGGACAAGUCUCACCUUACACAUGCGUACUCACACGGGGGAGCGGCCGUACGGCUGCUCACACUGCCAGGCCCGGUUCGCUCAACGGGCAAAGCUUAUCAGACACAUGCAGACCCACACGAAGACUGGCAGCACUGCUGCGACUACUGUCUAAUGGUUGAGCAGUUUGACGCAAAAACUCGAUUUUAACUGGUACACAGUUUUGAGAAUUACACAGGUUUGACUGAUGCGGUAAAUGGCUUGGUUGGCGAAAUGCAAUGCUGAAAUAUGCCGACAAGUGCAUGACCGGCUGACGUCAUACGUUUGAUAUAUUAGUGUUAUACAGCUUUUUACGCCCAAUUUAGGGCGGCAGUGCGCACAUUUCAGUUAUAGUGGGGGCGAUUCCGACAGUAUGCC
Messenger RNA from Amphibalanus amphitrite, 1762 nucleotides. RefSeq names its product oocyte zinc finger protein XlCOF6.1-like. Gene Ontology annotation, biological process: regulation of transcription by RNA polymerase II. The record is from RefSeq and is a predicted model, not a curated record. Gene Ontology annotation, molecular function: DNA-binding transcription factor activity; RNA polymerase II cis-regulatory region sequence-specific DNA binding. The coding region runs from base 234 to 1520 and encodes 428 amino acids. The transcript has a single exon. Lineage: Eukaryota; Metazoa; Arthropoda; Thecostraca; Balanomorpha; Balanidae.